This is a messenger RNA of Effrenium voratum, 945 nucleotides long. NCBI's taxonomy places the organism in Eukaryota, Dinophyceae, Suessiales, Symbiodiniaceae. The record is from the annotation of a GenBank genome assembly.
AUGGCGCAGCUCGGGGCGCUUGUGGGCGCGCUGAUAAGUCUAGCGCAUGCUCAAAAGCGAGAGGCUUCCUUCCUGGUCAUCGGCGAUUGGGGCUGGGACGACGUGGCGCAUGGGAACAUUCAGUCCCGCGCGUGCCAGAACCUCAUAGCGGAGAGCAUGCACGAGGCGUUUCUGGAGCUGGGCGACGUGAAGUUCGUGAUCAAUGUUGGAGACUCCUUCUACCCCGUGGGCGUGGUGGACAAGGAGGACCCCCAGUGGGACACCAAAUGGCGAAAUGUCUACUCCUCCAGCCUGCGCAGCGUCCCUUGGUACAGCGUCUACGGCAACCACGACAUGCUGGCGGAGAAAAGCACCUGCUCGAAUAGUGAGAGUGAGGCGGCCCAAAUCAACUAUGAUGCCUCCAACCUCGACCGAUUCUUCAUGCCAGGCUUCAGCUGGUUUCUGGAGCACCCGGACCUCGACCUGGAGAUCGUGGCUUUGGACCUCAACGACUUGUGGGCGGCCCAGACCUGCCCCCACACCAGCUGUAAGGAGAGCUGCCACGCUUCCCUGGCGCAGCGCGCGGAGGUGGCCUGGGACCUCUUCUACGAGAGGAUGGAGAACAGCAAUGCCUCCAACAUGCUGGUCUUUUCCCACUACCCCACGGACUACUUCUGGGCCUACCCGGAGGUCCUGGGCAACUUGUCGGAGGCUGUGCGGCCCGGGGGCCUGGAGCGGCACGUGGAGUACUUCGGGGGCCACCGCCACAACGUGGACCAGGAAUCCACCACGUCCAUCAAGCCAAGCAACAGCUGGUUGGUCGGUGGAGGGGGUGGCUGGUCCUGUGAUGGCAGGCAGCAAGGCUUCUUGGUGGGGGAGAUCUUUGAUGAUGGCUCUAUGACGACCCGCCCUGUGCUGGUGGAUUACUGCAGUUGCUGUGGCUGCUGGUGGUGGUGGCGCCCGUGA